UUCUUUUUAAAUAAAAAAUCUGCUGUGCCCCAAGACCUUGCUCCUCCCCCUUCUGUCGUUGCCGAUACACCUGCUGACCCUCUGUCCCUGGUUCCCCCUUCUACGAUGGUGCCCUUGCCCGCUGUAUGCGCUUCCCCUGUCCCUCCUCCUCAAGAGGGGGCUGGAUUGAGUGAUACAGUGGACCUGGACCCACCUAUAUCUUUCUCCUCUCUAGCCCCCACGUCUGUCUUACCUGUUAUGUCUAUGCCUGAGUCUGUGUCUCCUCCUCUACUUGCCCCUGCCUGUGCUACUGGGCCUGCUGUCUCUCCCUCACCUCUUCCAUCGGACUGCGCCCCCACUAUGUCUAAGACCAAAAUCCGUCGGUUACGAAAAAGGGGAAUUGGAGUAUCAACCUUUACUGUCGAACAAGCCAAAACAACUCUUCUUACAUUCGUCUGCAAUGUCAAUGGCCAUGCCGCUCGGAUCCUCAUCGAUGGUGGAGCUCAGGGUAACGUGAUCAGCUCUUCUUUUGUCAAGCGACAUGCAAUUCCUCUUCAAUCGUCUUCUCCUAUCCCCAUUGUCCUUCCAGACGGAUCACAGUCCUUCUGCAACAGGUACAACUGUUUAUUCGAGAAUGAUGUCAUGGUCAUAACCAUGCUGCGCCUAGUUUCUAGAGCAUUCCAACACAACUGUGUCUAGUAUAUAAGAGCCCUUCAAACGUAGGAUUAGACAGCAAUCAAUCAUCGAAUAAACCUCUGAUUCCACCCUAGAACCCCUCCGACUCUUGACUAUU
Gamsiella multidivaricata is the source of this 772-nucleotide messenger RNA. RefSeq lists its product as uncharacterized. The record is from RefSeq and is a predicted model, not a curated record. Bases 106 to 678 code for a protein of 190 amino acids. NCBI's taxonomy places the organism in Eukaryota, Fungi, Mortierellomycota, Mortierellomycetes, Mortierellales, Mortierellaceae. The transcript has a single exon.